AAUUGUUGUGAUAAACUUAUUAAAUAGUUACGCGUUGAACGCCCAACAACAACAAUGUCCACGCCUUACGGAGAUUUCGAGUCAAUCAACGCUUUUCUGGCCACAAAGAGCUACGUCGUUGGCUUUAUCCCGUCAUCAGCCGACGCGAAACUGGCCUCGGAAAUCCAAUCUCCUCCGGAAGCAGACAAGUACCCCCACCUUGCCAGAUGGUACAGACACAUCACGUCAUUCGAUGAAGGUGAAAAAGGUAAAUUUGUCAGUGGAGACUUGCCAGAUAUGAAAGCCUCGGCAGCACCUGUGCCCAAUGGCAAGAAAGCAGCUGAAAAAGACGAAGACAGUGAUAAUGAUUUGUUCGGAGAUGACGACGAAGAUGACGAUGAGGUUGACGACGAAACGGCUGCGAGACUGAAGGCGUACCAUGACAAGAAGGCGAAGAAACCUCAGGUGAUUGCCAAGUCCUCCAUCAUCCUGGACGUGAAGCCCUGGGAUGACGAGACAGACAUGGCUGAACUAGAGAAGAUGGUGCGUGGCAUCGAACUCGACGGACUGCUAUGGGGCGCCGGAAAACUAGUCGCGAUUGGUUAUGGAAUCAAUAAACUGCAGAUCGGUUGUGUAGUUGAAGACGACAAAGUAGGCACAGACCUUCUCGAAGAACACAUCACCGCUUUCGAGGACUUCGUACAGUCAGUAGAUGUAGCCGCGUUCCAGAAGAUCUAAUUUAUCACUAUUAUCCAGUCCCAAGAAUCCAGAACACUUUUUGACAUUCGAAUCUUAAUUUACUGAAAUGAUGUGUAACAUCAAUAUGCCCACUGAAGAACAUUUUGAGAUUGCAAAGAAGCUGUCACGCAACUUGAUAUGAAGUAACACCUGAUGAUUGAUCAAAGGACUUUCGUUUUGUUUUUGGUGAUUGAUUUAUUACUAUGGCGACUUCGUACUAAGCUGUAAAAUAAUUUAGUGUGAUUCCAUUCUGUGAAUGUGAAGUGCAUAAAUUAUUUCGUGGGCACAAUUUGAGAGCAACAUGUAACUGUACUCGACACUAACAUGACCCUAUUUGAUGUAAAAUAAUCAUUUUGACUGUCUUGUUUAACGUGUGGUUUAUGGGAGAUUGUUGCUCAGUUAUUAAUUGCCUUAUGAACGAAAACCAAUUAAAUAUCUAUAAAAA
Symsagittifera roscoffensis is the source of this 1162-nucleotide messenger RNA. Its product is annotated as elongation factor 1-beta-like. Gene Ontology annotation, molecular function: translation elongation factor activity; guanyl-nucleotide exchange factor activity. The record is from RefSeq and is a predicted model, not a curated record. Lineage: Eukaryota; Metazoa; Xenacoelomorpha; Acoela; Convolutidae. Gene Ontology annotation, cellular component: cytosol; eukaryotic translation elongation factor 1 complex. Bases 55 to 717 code for a protein of 220 amino acids. Gene Ontology annotation, biological process: translational elongation. The transcript has 4 exons.